UGCCGUUUGGACGUCUGCGGUGCUUUCGUCCAUUCAACUGAAAGAUCACCACUUUUGGCGGGUAUUCGCACGGACGCGAACGAACGUGACGUGACUCGGAAUGCGCGCGUGUUGUCAACGCGCGCGACUCGCCGUCACAGUGAAAUCUGUGACUCGGAACACUUGGAUUGCAGUGUUGGAUUGUUGUAUGGAAUAGUGCUCUGUGGAGUUUUUUUAAUCAACUAAUUCGGAUUGUUUCGUUUGACGAACGGUCCCGAAGAAAAUGUUCGUACGUGGUGUAGAUUAAAACUAAUAGUGAAUUAUUGAGUGCAAAUUAUAUUAUAUAGUGUUCUAAGACUUCUUCAAGAUUUCGUUCAGUGGUAAUAAGGUUAAGGGGAUUGCUGGUAUGCAUAUGUGCUAUGAGAGACCCGGAGUGGUCACCGCCUUGAACGGAGGCGUCGGGUACGACAAGUGGGAACGGGGCGGGGGCGGCGGCGGCGCGGGCGGUGCGUGGGCGGGCCGCGAACCGCGAGACGGUCGCGAGCCGCGCGCCGAGCCCCGCGACACACGCGACCGUGACACGCGCGACCGCGAGCGCGACAGGGAGCGCGAACGGCAAGCGCGCGCGCACCAGAUGUCGCACGCGCACGCCGCCGAGCCCGAUGCCUCGUCACUCUUCCCUGCACCAUUUAGAGUGACAGGCAAUAGGGAUCGCGUGAGCCAGCAGAUCCAGAUCAAACUCGGCGACUACAGGCUCGCUCAGACUCUGCUCGACGACCCUAGUAAAUCUAUCGGAAUAUGCGCCGAGCCACCCAGCCCUGCUCCCUGUCACCCGUCUCGACGCGAGAAUGAAUUCAAAAAGCCCGCCAACGCACUUCAAAACGGUCGAGUACACCAUCGUCCGUAUGUUUAUAAUAAGAGCGAGGGGCUUAAUUCCACGGGUGCGGCUGCGCAUCGACCGCCUCCCUUACGAAUACCCAACGGCAUUCAAUCACAAAAUAAUGCUGACGGCAGCCAACCUCAUAUAGAAAGUAUAUUAAAGGAAAUGAAGUCGCUACCAACGCCCCUGUCAGUAAUCGCGGCGACGCCGAGGAAGGAGCUGGAGAACAAGUUCAUCUUCAACCCUUACACCAACAAGGUGCAAGAAAAUACCCAGCUUACCAACAGUGAGCACAAAACAACGCCUACAAAACCCGGCUUAGACAACCGGAUAUCAAACUCAAGAAGUUCUGUGUCACCUAACGUGGUAAACAAAGACCUCGGGUUGUCGGAGAGUGACGACGAGGUCGCCGCCACCACCACCAGACUAGAACCUAUCCUAUCGCCGAUUGGCUCGGGUGGUAGUCCGAGUUCAGGCAGCGAGUCUUCCCCUUCCGACUCGGAAUCCGAGUCCUCCUCCGCGGAGUCCAGUAGCGGUGCGGCACCUCCCCCCGCGCCCGCACCACCUCCCGCACAGCGACCUUCGUGGAGUCUGUCGAACUUCGCUCCCCCGGCCGCACACCCGCCUGACCACGCGGACCUUAGCAAUGUCCUGGCGGAAGCGAAGGGAAAGCCGAGUCCAAUCUCGGAGUUGUCAGACUCAGAGGCGUCUUCGCCAUCACCUGGCACCAGGAGACGAAGGUCCCUGGCUAACCGUAUUUCUACUGCGUCGAGUGACGACGAGGCUCCCAGACCGAAUCCAGUUCGUACACAAACUUCCCCAAACAUUUCCGCGGCAAUCGCUAACGGGUCACAGAGCUCCGGCGUGAAGCGGGGUAGGCCUCCUAAACUCCGCAACUCGGAGGAGCGGCCCGCUAAAAAGAAGCGAGGCCGGCCCCCCAAAACGCGACCCCCGUCCCCCGCGCCUGACAGUGAACCCGAACCCGAGCCCCCACAACCACAUCCACAUCCACUGCAAGAUACCAAAACUCACAUCUUCCGCAAGGUUUUUACUCCAAAAAAGGGAGACGAAUGCGGGGGUAAAGGCGGCAAAGGGGGCAAAGGAAAAGGUGGAAAGGGUAAAGGUCAAGUGACAAUUAUCGAGUCCGGUGCCGACGAUGAUGACAGGAGGCACAGGGACCGCUCAGCUGAACGAAGAAAUGAGGAGGCGAUCGCCCGAGUGUCACCUCCGCAAGAACCAGAAACCUUAACUAGGAAACGAGAAGCAGAACGAGUGGCUCACGAGAGGAUACAGGAAAGAGUCUCGAUCGAAAGGCCCGACCAUCGCCGCCCCGACGACAGAAUAUCAGACCGAACCACAGAACGAACGUCAAAUGACCGGAUACCUGACCGAACGGAUCGGUUACCGGAGAGACGUUCAAGCGAUCGGCUCCCCCCUGACCGACUAUCCACGGAUCGGUUACAAGAGAGACUAUCUACCGACCGACUAUCUGAACGAUCAGAUCGGUUGUCGGAUCGUUCCUCUCUCUCGACUAGCGAUAGGUUAUCUUCAGACAGAAAAUCAAACGAUCGACUAUCAGGUGAUAAAAUGCUGAUCGAUCGAAUACCUAUAGAAAAAAUGUCCAUCGAUCGGUUGUCCGGAGACAAGUUAUCGAUCGAGCGGAUACCAAACGAUAAAAUGGAUCGGUUGACAAAUCAAUUGUCGCACGAUCGGUUAUCGAAUGAAAAGAUUUCUCAUGAGCGAUUAUCAAGUGACAAACUCUCGCACGAGCGGUUAUCUAGCGACAAGCUCUCGCACGAGCGCCUGUCGAGUGACAAAUUAUCACAUGAGCGACUAUCGAGCGACAAAUUGACGAUAGAUCGCCUUUCUGGGGAUAAAUUACCGUUGGAGAGGGUGGAAAGAAUUGCGCCGGACCGAUACGUUCGAGCCGAAGCGGAUGUUGGCUUUGUACCGAAUUCGUUAACGAACGCAGGCGAGCGCGUGUCCCGCGGGCGCUCGAUGUGCGUGGUGAGCAUCCCGCUGAGCCGGCUGCGCGCCGAGAUCGUGCGCGCGCUGCAGCGCCCGCCGCGCCGCGCCGCGCCGCCCGCGCCCACGCCGCCCACGCCGCCCGCCGACCACACGCUGGAAACAAGCGGCGGGAGUCUAGCUAGUCUCGGCGGCCUGGAGCGAGCGGAGCGCUGCGCGGGCCGGACGCCCAUCUACUACUCGUACUUCGAGCGACUGCCGGCCGACGCGCUCUCCGACGAGGAACGAGACCACAAGUACUACCUGGGCGAGGCCAAGCGCCUGCGCACGGCGGCGGAGCGCGAGCAGGAGCCGCUGGCGCGCGUGAUGCUGUACCUGGAGUCCGUGCUGUGCUUCGUGCUCACGGGCCGCGUGCUGGAGCUGGAGCUCGACACCAAGCGCGCCUUCACCAUCUACCGCGAGACCAUCGAGUACAUCAAGUCCAUCCACUCCAUGCCGCAGCGGUUCCGCGCCUCGCCGCACUCCACCUUCAGCAAGCUGGACAUCCUCAGUCUCCGAGUUCAAGCGUUGCUGUACCUACGAAUGUUCAAAAUGUACAACCGGGAAGUGAGAGAGUACAACAAAAUCGUUCAGGAAUAUCAACAGAAGUCCUUGUCGUUCCAGCCGGCUUGCGCAGAAGCGGUAUCUGCGGCGUCGGCCAUGUCGGCGUCGUCGGCGAGGUCGGCGUCCCCGAUGUCGCCGUCGCCAUCCCCCGCCGGCUCCGUGGGUUCCGGCUCCGGUUCCGGCUCGUCCGGCUACUGUUCCCUGGCGCACGCCGUCCCUGCCGGCUCCGGCUCCGGUUCCGGCACCGGCUACUGCCCCAUGGCGCACGCCGUCCCUGCGCACGCGCACCAUGCGCUGCUGCAGCUCACCAAAUACUACACCUUCCUGUACGUCGCGCACGACCUGUGGGAGCAAGCCGAUAGCCUGUGCAGGCUCAGACCCAACCAAGACCUGUUCAUCGCGGUGGACCGCAAGUGCGGGCCGCUGACGCUGUUCUCCACGUUCCGGCACCUCGUGCAGUACGUGCGACACGCCAUCUCGCUGCUCAAGAACGCGCCUCGCGAGUGACGCGCCGCCGCAUAGCCAGCGCCGCGCCGGGACCGGGCCGGGUCUGCGCCGGCGCCGCGCCGGGACCGGGACCGGGCCGGGCCCGCGCCUCGCCUGCCGUGACGCAGUCCGUACUGUAGACUUUGGAGUGAUGCGUGGAAUAUCUUGUAUGAUUAUUCAUAGGCAAAUUUGACAGCGAAGAGAAAUGAGUUCACGAUAAUAUUUCAAUUAUCAUCGCAGUACGGCACUUAAUGUAAUAUCGUUUACACCGACCGCUCUGUUUUGUACUGAUACUCAGAUAAUUCGACAUUUGUAGCAGAAUUGACUCAAAUCGGUAACAAGACCACCACGGAGUAAGUGAGAUUCAAACAUACCACAGGAAAUAUUUUACAACCGUCAUCCCGAAUUUGAUUGAUAUAUACAUAAAACGAUGUAACGGACUAAUUUAGUAUAAGAAGCUUUUUGUGAAAACUAAAGAUUUUUUCUUUUAUUGAUUUUAAUUGGUAACGUUUAAAUGUAAUCGUUUAUAUGUUAUAUGUAUUUGAUUACCAAAAUCGGUUUUAAUGAGUAUUUUAACUGUUAGAUUACAACAACAGAUAUAACAUUAAAAGGCCUAUACUUAACCAUUACAUUAAAACCUUCAUGCUCUCACCCUCUACCGUAGAAUAUAUAAAUUCGGACAAAAUUAAUGAUCAUUUUCAAACAUAAAUACUCUGUUUAUUUUUUUCAACCAUACAGAC
Vanessa atalanta (red admiral) is the source of this 4653-nucleotide messenger RNA. RefSeq names its product AF4/FMR2 family member lilli (gene lilli). Gene Ontology annotation, cellular component: nucleus; super elongation complex. The transcript is spliced from 21 exons. The record is from RefSeq and is a predicted model, not a curated record. Bases 386 to 3934 code for a protein of 1182 amino acids. Lineage: Eukaryota; Metazoa; Arthropoda; Insecta; Lepidoptera; Nymphalidae. Gene Ontology annotation, biological process: regulation of gene expression.